Molecule: messenger RNA, 285 nt
Organism: Vigna unguiculata (cowpea)
Lineage: Eukaryota; Viridiplantae; Streptophyta; Magnoliopsida; Fabales; Fabaceae
Source: RefSeq, a predicted model, not a curated record
AUGGCCUCUCACAGUUUCUUCAUCUUUGCUUUUCUCGUUGCUAUUUCCUUCUCAAACAUGGAUAUUGGGCUCGCAGGUCGUCAUCUGAUGCAAACAACACCAGCGAUUCCCUCUUUGACUAACCCAACAUUGCCACCUUUUCCUACUUUGCCUACAAUCCCAACACUGCCACAACCAUCUCUUCCUGGAACCCCAACCAUCCCACAGGUCACUCUUCCACCACUUCCGAACCUUCCCUCCUCAUUCCCUUCUCUCUCUCCACCACCUUCACCUUCCACUCCUUGA